Messenger RNA from Rhea pennata, 2971 nucleotides. It is a transcript of the gene ELP3, whose product is annotated as elongator acetyltransferase complex subunit 3. Gene Ontology annotation, biological process: tRNA wobble base 5-methoxycarbonylmethyl-2-thiouridinylation. Gene Ontology annotation, cellular component: nucleus; cytoplasm; elongator holoenzyme complex. NCBI's taxonomy places the organism in Eukaryota, Metazoa, Chordata, Aves, Rheiformes, Rheidae. Gene Ontology annotation, molecular function: iron-sulfur cluster binding; acyltransferase activity, transferring groups other than amino-acyl groups. The transcript has 15 exons. The coding region runs from base 62 to 1705 and encodes 547 amino acids. The record is from RefSeq and is a predicted model, not a curated record.
UUGGCGGCGGGAGCCGUCGUCCAGGGCCGUGAGGGGAGCGAGCCGAGGCGGCGCCGGCGGCAUGAGGCAGAAGAAGAAAGGAGAUCUCAGCCAUGCAGAGCUGAUGAUGAUGACGAUAGCAGACAUCAUAAAACAAUUAAUUGAGGCUCAUGAGCUGGGGAAAGAUGUGAAUCUGAACAAGCUGAAAACCAAGAUAUCAGCUAAGUAUGGACUUUCAGCACAGCCUCGUUUGGUUGAUAUUAUUGCUGCUGUUCCGCCACAGUACCGCAAGGUGCUGGUACCGAAGCUGAAAGCCAAGCCUAUUAGAACUGCUAGUGGGAUUGCUGUUGUGGCCGUGAUGUGUAAACCACAUAGGUGUCCACACAUCAACUUUACAGGCAACAUAUGUGUAUACUGCCCAGGUGGACCUGAUUCUGAUUUUGAAUAUUCAACACAGUCUUACACUGGAUAUGAGCCAACAUCCAUGAGGGCUAUUCGGGCUAGAUAUGACCCCUAUCUUCAGACAAGACACAGAAUUGAACAGCUGAAGCAGUUGGGCCACAGUGUGGAUAAGGUAGAAUUCAUUGUGAUGGGUGGAACUUUCAUGGCCCUACCUGAAGCCUACAGAGACUACUUCAUCCGUAACCUUCACGAUGCCUUAUCGGGACACACUUCCAACAACGUAGCAGAGGCUGUCAGGUAUUCUGAACGAAGCCUCACAAAAUGUAUUGGGAUAACAAUAGAGACCAGACCGGAUUACUGCCUGAAGCGACAUUUAAGUGACAUGUUAUCCUAUGGCUGUACGAGACUAGAAAUCGGCGUGCAGAGUGUUUAUGAGGACGUGGCCAGAGACACCAACCGAGGUCACACCGUGAAGGCCGUGUGUGAGUCAUUUCACUUGGCCAAGGAUGCCGGCUUUAAAGUGGUGGCGCACAUGAUGCCCGAUUUGCCAAAUGUGGGGCUCGAAAGGGACAUUGACCAAUUUGUUGAGUUUUUUGAGAAUCCUGCCUUUCGCCCAGAUGGGAUGAAGCUCUAUCCAACACUAGUGAUCCGUGGCACUGGUCUGUAUGAGCUCUGGAAGACUGGAAGAUACAAGAGCUACCCCCCCAGCACUCUUGUGGAUCUGGUGGCGAGGAUUCUGGCUCUCGUCCCACCGUGGACACGUGUGUACCGCGUUCAGAGAGAUAUCCCAAUGCCACUAGUCAGCUCUGGAGUGGAGCAUGGGAACCUGAGAGAGCUUGCCUUGGCCAGGAUGAAGGAUCUUGGGACACAGUGUCGUGAUGUAAGGACAAGAGAGGUUGGAAUUCAAGAAAUUCACCAUAAAGUGAGACCUUAUCAGAUUGAAUUAGUUAGAAGAGAUUAUGUGGCUAAUGGUGGCUGGGAGACCUUCCUGUCCUAUGAAGAUCCAGAGCAGGAUAUUCUCAUUGGCCUUCUGCGGCUGCGGAAGUGUUCAGAGGAAUCAUUCAGACCGGAGCUGAAAGGAGGUGUUUCCAUUGUCCGGGAGCUGCAUGUGUACGGGAGCGUGGUCCCAGUGAGCAGUCGGGAUCCCUCAAAAUUUCAGCAUCAGGGAUUUGGUAUGUUGCUAAUGGAGGAAGCAGAAAGAAUAGCCAAAGAGGAGCAUGGGUCAUGGAAAAUUGCUGUUAUUUCAGGUGUCGGCACGAGGAACUACUACAGGAAGAUCGGCUACGAACUGGAAGGGCCUUACAUGGUGAAAAGGCUGGACUGACCCUCGGUGAGGACCUCAGCCCCUACCAAGAUAUGAAGCUCCUCUUGGAAAGAAAGCUCAAGGCGACAGAUGCAAGCUGAAAACCAAAGCCUGCCAGCUGCACGGUACUUGCUUACGCCAGAGCCCAUGGCAGCAAAUGGGCCAUCUCAUCCGGGCAGAGCGGUUCUGCUGCGGUCUGCCCGCUGCCCCGGGAGAGGUCGUGGACGUGGCGCGUGGCAUUACCCCCGUAAGCCCGCCGGCUCCCCAGGACUGGCUCCGAUUGGAAUAACCAAGGCUGAGUGUGUAGGUGAACUGAAUGUGGGGGCCUUAUUCAACAGCCGGCUAUGAAAAAUUUCCAUUGUUUUUACGACGCUGUCAUCAAGCUUUUAAUCUUUGAGCAUUGAAAUUCUGAAACAUGAGCAAAUUCCUCCUUUGUGCAUAUUUCUUGAUGCCGGCGUGGCGCUCUCCUGUUUAUCCCAAGAGGUGCAAUUUGAUUCCUUUGCAGUAGGACCCCGUGAGGAUUGGAAGCCGUUACUUUGCUGGUGGUACGAUUUGAGACUAUAACUUCAAAUGAAUCUGUACUGGGACCCACAGUAUAAAAAUAACUAAGAUUGGAAGGGACCUCUGAGGUCUCUAGUUUUCCCUGCUCAGGGCAGGACCCAUUAAUUCAGGUUACCCUAGUUAUUACACAGCAGAUGGUUGAGUAUCUCCAAGGAUUAAAAGUCCACAACAUCUAGGUCCUUGUUUUAGAAUUUGACCACCUGUGUGGUGAAAGAGGUUUUCCUAAUACCUAAUUGCAAUUUACCAUGUUCCAGUUAGCGCCCACUGCCUCUUGGCCUGUCACUUUGCACCUCUGAGGAAAGUCUCCCUCUUACUCCUCUGUCCCCUCGCUUUUCCUUCAGUGCUGUUGCUUCUUGAUUUGUUAAACUGUUUCGGGCUUUUUUUUUUUUCCAUCCUCCAAGACACUUAAGUGGGGAACUUCGGGAUUUUGGCAUCGUAAAAGCAGAGAUUAAAACAGAUAAGUUGAGAGGGAAUGUGAUUUCUGUUCCGAAUCCUUAAAAUUCUCCCUGGAAUUUAGUUUUUCUUGGCUCUACAGCCUUAAUUACGUCACGGUGACGUGCUGGGCUGACAGCCGGCGGUGGCCAGAAGAGCUCGCUGCUGCCGCGUGUCUCGAAUCUUGGCCCUCUGGCAAGUCCAGAAACUACCUGACGUGUUUAGUUUUAAAGGCUGAGGCUUUCUGAGUUUUCUAGGAGCUUUAUCAGAGAAUAAACUGAAUUUUGUGUGUUA